ACCCAGGUGAGCAACCUGCAGCAUACCUGGACAGGGCUAAGACCACAUGGAGAUCGGUCCACGAAGAACCAUUCGAUCACACUGAUACCACACUCAGCAUGUGGAAGGAAAUGGUGGUCAACGGGUGUCCUGGAGAUGUUAAAACCAAACUCAGAGGAACGGUAGGGUUGAUUGCACUUCCUCUGACCCAAUUCAAUACGCAUGUGCACCACCAUGUGACCCAGCACAACAAGGAAAGAGGGGGUGCUGAGAGCCAGGUGCAGUCCCUCCAGGUACAACUCCUGAAACUCCAAUUGAAGGAAGCACAACAAGGAGAAAAACCUAAGAAACAGAUGGUGGCGGAAGAAACGAAGGAGACAGGCACCAAAACAGACAUCUCUCAAAUAGUGGCCCAGACUAUCUCCCAGAUGAUUCAACAGCAGGCCGGUCCUCAACCAGCCAACCCGGGGCCUACUCCAGUGGGGCAACCUGGAGUUACUCAGCCUUGGUAUCCCCCGCAACCACAACUUGCAUACCAGCCGCAAUGGAUACCAGGCCAUCCAAGAGGAGGGGUUUGUUUCAACUGUAGAACUCCAGGGCACUACUCACGAGAGUGUCCAUACCCACUCACACCACAACAACGCCAGUGGAACUCUACGAGAGGUCCAUAUGGGAAGGAAAGGGGUGGAAAUAGACCUCAACCGUACGAACAUCAGCAACCAGGACCCACACCCAUGCAUCAGCAACCCGCAUACAACCAACCGCAGUUCCAGGGAAUGACUGGGAACACCAUCCCCUGGCCAUAAAAAUGCCCACCACCCACGGCAGAAGAAGGAAACAGCAACUCCCAGACGGUUCACAUGUCACCCUUCAAUCAGCCAUCAUCCCUCAACCAGCAUCGGCCAAAUUAGCUGAAAUCAUCGGAUUGAC
Oncorhynchus mykiss (rainbow trout) is the source of this 909-nucleotide messenger RNA. NCBI's taxonomy places the organism in Eukaryota, Metazoa, Chordata, Actinopteri, Salmoniformes, Salmonidae. The record is from RefSeq and is a predicted model, not a curated record.